AUGAGUACUGCUACUUUUUGCCCUACUGAUGACUGGGGGUCUGUUCAGCUUCUCAACCCACCAGAAAUGAAUAUGCUUAGCUUCCCAUCACAACAAGAGCUGCAGGCAGCUUCGUCGGGCAUUUUCGGUCUGCAGGAUUACUACUAUAGCUUAGCUAACAUUAAUCCAGACGACACCUGCAUAGAUCCACUCUUCCAGCCAUACGAGUCCUCCGAAAAUUUUUUCCACCCCGAUUUUAGUUCUCCAACAGAUAACAUGAAUUUAGCCUCACUGUCGCCGGAAAUCUGUCCAACCCUAGAUGAAUAUGACUACUCCUACCAGGCCUACCCAAAACGCCAAAAGCUCUUCCAUGAUCAACAAGUCCAAUAUUGCAAUUCAAACUUCCCGAUCGCCACUCCCAAUUAUUUCAAUGCAUAUGAUCGGUUCCUCCAGCCUGAAAUUUUGGUUCCAACCCCUGAAAUUCAAAUUCAGAAUCCGCCUGCGGCUGCCAAGCUUAACAAUAAGGCCGUCAGUGGUACUGGAACUGUGUCACCGCAGAGCAUAGCUGCGCGCGAGAGGAGGAGGAGGAUAACGGAUAAGACUCAGGAGCUUGGGAGGUUGAUUCCUGGUGCCACAAAGAUGAACACCGCUGAAAUGUUGCAAGCUGCGUACAAGUAUGUCAAGUUCUUGCGGGCACAAGUUUCAGUUCUCAAACUCAUGACGGACUCUCCAAUUCAGCAGGAAAGGAAGGAAGAAGGGUUGCAUAUUAAUCAAGAGCGUCUCCAAAUUGUUGCAUCCCCAAUUGUUCAAGAGAAGCUCUACUCUGAAGAGAAGUGCUUAGUUUUGAAGGAGUUUGUUGAAGUGCUGGCAAAAGAUGAUGACAUCCAAUCCAAACCCUUGCUCAAAGACAAAUUUGCUGAGUUGCUGCAAACCAACGGCUGA
Pyrus x bretschneideri (Chinese white pear) is the source of this 921-nucleotide messenger RNA. Its product is annotated as transcription factor bHLH53. Gene Ontology annotation, molecular function: protein dimerization activity; DNA-binding transcription factor activity. The record is from RefSeq and is a predicted model, not a curated record. NCBI's taxonomy places the organism in Eukaryota, Viridiplantae, Streptophyta, Magnoliopsida, Rosales, Rosaceae. Gene Ontology annotation, biological process: regulation of DNA-templated transcription. Bases 1 to 921 code for a protein of 306 amino acids. The transcript has 2 exons.